Messenger RNA from Phragmites australis (common reed), 885 nucleotides. Its product is annotated as histone H1-like. Gene Ontology annotation, biological process: negative regulation of DNA recombination; chromosome condensation; nucleosome assembly. The coding region runs from base 110 to 682 and encodes 190 amino acids. The transcript has 2 exons. Gene Ontology annotation, cellular component: nucleus; nucleosome. Lineage: Eukaryota; Viridiplantae; Streptophyta; Magnoliopsida; Poales; Poaceae. Gene Ontology annotation, molecular function: structural constituent of chromatin; double-stranded DNA binding; nucleosomal DNA binding. The record is from RefSeq and is a predicted model, not a curated record.
GACCGGGUCCUUGCGAAUCCAUCCAUCCAUCCACAGCUCUCCUUUCGAAAUCAAUCUAACACACACGGCUGCGGCUUCUAGAGCCCUCUGUCUGUUUCCGCUACCUACGAUGCCAGCCAUGGCCAAGCCCGCCUCCCGCACCGCCAAGCCCGCCGUGGCGACGAAGCCGAAGGCCUCUGCCGCCAAGCCGAAGGCCGCUGCCGCGGGCGCCUCCCACCCGCCCUACUUUGAGAUGAUCAAGGAGGCGAUCACGGCGCUCAAGGAGAGGACCGGCUCGAGCUCGCACGCCAUCGCCAAAUACAUGGAGGACAAGCACGGCGCUUCGCUACCGGCUAACUACAAGAGGACGCUCUCCAUCCAGCUGCGGGGUUUCGCUGCCAAGGGCAAGCUCGUCAAGGUCAAGGCCUCCUACAAGCUCUCCGACGCCGCCAAGAAGGACGACUCCAAGGCCAAGCCCGCUGCCGCCUCCAAGGCCGGGCCCAAGCCGGCCAAGGCCGCCGCUAAGCUGAAAAAGGACGCCGCCGCCAAGCCCAAGAAGACCGCCGCCGCCGGGAGCAAGCGCAAGGCGCCGGAGAAGAAGAUCGUGGCGAAGCCCAAGAAGUCCCCCGCGGCCAAGGCCAAGGCCAAACCCAAGACCGUCAAGUCCCCUGCUGCCAAGAAGGCCCGGAAGGUCGCCGCCUGAGAUUAUUCCAUAGGCUGUAGCUCUGAUUUGGGUGGUUUCUAGGACAUGUACAAACUAAGGGUGUGUCGAGCGUUUCUGAUCUGUGUUCUGGGCUAGGUAAGUUCUAUGUGUCCUGGUUGUUGGUGUAGUGUAAGUUAGGUUUCUUGGAGUGGUGGUGAUGUAUCCAGCUCUUCCUAUAUGAAAUGAACUUGCAGAUUUCUCAA